Molecule: messenger RNA, 1375 nt
Organism: Eurytemora carolleeae
Lineage: Eukaryota; Metazoa; Arthropoda; Copepoda; Calanoida; Temoridae
Exons: 7
Coding region: 153-1313 (386 amino acids)
Biological process (GO): oogenesis; negative regulation of translation
Cellular component (GO): perinuclear region of cytoplasm
Molecular function (GO): zinc ion binding; mRNA binding
Source: RefSeq, a predicted model, not a curated record
UCUCACAGUUCUGCCGAACUAUGACUUUCGCAUUGAAACAGACAGUGUCAGUCACAGUCACAGUCAGAUUGCUACUGUUGCAAGUAUCUUUUAAUCAUCGAAUUAUUCAAUUGUAGAGUGAGGGCAGUGAAUCGUUCAUUUUUGUUGAAGAAAUGGGGUCUUCAAAAGGAUAUUGCAGCUUUUGCUUGAAGAAUGGAGAACCGGAGAAAACUUACAGUAGUCAUGUACUGCGGCAAGAGAAUGGAGCAGUACAAUGCCCUGUACUGCAGCGGCAUGUAUGUACCAUCUGUUCUGCUACAGGAGUGAACGCACAUACAGACAGUCACUGUCCUUUGAAGAAAGAUGGCGCACUGGCUUAUCACAAGAUAUACAAGAAUAACAGGAAUACUGUUCUAGUUCAAUCUCCAUCCUACAGAAUGUUCAAGCCCCAGGAGCCCUCAUCAAAGAUUCACUUUGAGGACAGCGUAAUUAGAUCCAGAGUUCACAACUUCUCUAACAAAGAGCUUCAGCACAAACACAUUCCUCACAAUCAGGAUUCAGCACGGAUGCCGUCACGAACCUUUCGUCUGACCCCUUCUCCCUCCUACCCUGCUCUCCGUCCAGCCUCUUCCCCAGUCUAUCCUGCCUUACGUCCUCAGUACCCUGCUCCACAUCGCUAUUCCGUGCCUGUCCUUCAAUCCCACACUAUCCAUUGCAAUUCAAGGCUAGAUAUGAACAGAGAACCUAUCCCUUCAAGAUAUUUCCCGGAACACGGUUAUCUUGCUCCCUCUGAAACCUGUGCUCCAGCUCUUCAGAUAAUUUCACGAGAAAGAUUACCAAGUCCAAAACCCAAGCUGACUAUCCCUUUUAAUCUUGAACGUUCUAUUCCACCAUACCAUACUGCCUCUCCACCAAGAUCAAGUUCGCCAUCUCUCAGUUCUUCUCGUAGCUGGAGCUCGUCGGAUGGAUCUCCUUGUUCUACCGAGACCUGGACAAACAACCGUGAACCUUACUCUGGUUGGACCUGGAGAGAGAAGGAACCUAGUUCUAGAGAACGUUCCAGAUCAGAGAACAGUCUGGGUUGGAGCGAAAAGGAUUUUGGCCCCGUCACUAGUUUCAACAAGGCACCAGGUUCUCCUUUACUUCCUGGAGCCUGCAGGUCGGGUUCAAGUAGUUCCAGCCUGCUCCUGGACCUGGAUACCUUUCAAACCAUGAGUAACUGGAGCCUGGAUGGUUCUUACAGCUCUAGGAGUACCUGGAGCUCAGAUCAGGGAUCGAUCAGUCCCAGGAGUGCCGAUUUACGAUCUACCGACGGAGAAAGAUUUAUCUACUAGCCGGGAAUAUUAUUGUUGUAUAAUGGACUUAUAUCAGUGAAUAAAGUUAAGCUAAAAAUUAA